Rotaria sp. Silwood2 is the source of this 1587-nucleotide messenger RNA. The record is from the annotation of a GenBank genome assembly. NCBI's taxonomy places the organism in Eukaryota, Metazoa, Rotifera, Eurotatoria, Philodinida, Philodinidae.
AUGACAUCCUGGUUUGUUAUUAUUAACAUUAUCCUUCUUCUAUCACCUUCCUUUUUACAAGCCCGUUAUCGAGCUCAAUCAAAGCGACGAUAUUCAAUGUCGGCUCACUCAUUUGUGCCACCAUUUCCUUCGAAUAAUAAUAAUAAUAAUAAUAUUUAUGGUGAUGGUGAUGAGCUGCAAGGAAAAAAUAAUGAUGAUUCUUGGAUUGAUUCAAUAAAAGUAACAACAAGUACACCAUCAUCAAUAUCACAACAUAAAGCAAAUGAAGAACAAAUUGAACAAUUUGCACGACUUUUAUUUGAACGUUUAAAUUUAAAAGAAGCACCAAAUGUAACAAUGAAUGUCAAUGACGAUGAAGGUUUUCCAUCAUCAAUAGUUAAACAAUUAGAACAACAAGCGAAACAACAACAACGUUUCCAUGACUAUGAAGAAAAUUAUUUUUAUCGAAAACAAAAAGUUCAUGAUGAACUAAUGCCAACAGCUGAACGUGCAAUUUUACCUGGUGAUUAUAUACCAAAUCAUACAUGUCAACGACAAUUAUCAGUUAAAUUAAAUCUUGCUGAAAAUAAUGUACAAAAUAUUGAUUGUUUUCGUUUUACCAAAGAAUCAAAAAGUUUACCAACAAAUCAAGUUAUUAAUGAAUUACGUUUAUAUAUAAAAAGAAAUUAUUUUCAUUUAAAUGAACAACAAGGUACAAUAACACCAGAUAUGUUUCAAAUUUAUCAAAUAUUUCGGCCAACAUCAAAUGAUACAACACUAACACCACCAUCUGAUCUUACAGAUACAAUACGUUUAUCAGUAAGCAAAGUUGGAGAACUAAAUGACAAUUGGUUUGAAUUAACUAUUGAACCCAAUGAUGAAAAUAUAAGUAUACAAAAGAUUUAUAAUCAACUUCUUAUACCAUUGUAUGCACUUGCAAUUGAUCGUGAUCUUCAAUCAUCAUCAUCAUCAUCGGUGACACCAUCUUUUAAUCGCCAUUAUUAUCGACAAUAUCAUUCAAAAAAACAUACAUCACAUUCAAUGCGUUCAGAUAGUGAUGAUGAAAAUAAUAAACAAACUCAACAACAACUUCCAUAUAUGUUAGUGGAAUAUGGUGAUAAAUUUGUUCCAUCAUCAUCUGGACGUCGUGGUACACGUGAUACAAUAGCACGGCCAGCACGUGAUUGUCUUCCAACAAGUCCAUGUUGUCGACGUUCACUUACAAUUGAUCUUGAUCAAGGUAGUAGUGCAUUAAAUUUUGUUAUUUAUCCAAGAAAACUUGAUAUUGGUGAAUGUGUUGGUUUAUGCGGUACAAGUGGAUCAUCACUUAAACAUACAGAUGUUAAAAAUGCCCAACAUAGAAAUGAGCAUAAUUCAGCAUACAAUUUACUUAUACUUCAAAAUAGUUUACAUUUUAAUAGAAGUGCAACAAAUUUUGGUCAUCCAUCUGAUCAACAUUCAACACAAUGCUGUUCAUAUUCACGUACAGGUGGUCUCGAACUUAUGUAUACAACUACAAAUGGUGGACCAAUUAUACGCAAAUUUAUACCAAAUAUGGUUGUUGAAGAAUGUAAAUGUGGAUUACCGGCUACCAUCCAGCAAGUAUAG